AUGGCACAGUACAAACCUAUUAUUUCUACUGAUACGACUGAUCUUCCUCUAGGAAGCCUAGAGCAGCAUAUACGGUUAGAAGAAAUAACUCCUCAGCUCUCCAAUCGCUAUGAAUCAUUACGGGAGGCUGAUUCUGUAUCACUACCUCGCGCCGAUACAGACUCAGAACCAGCUGUAUUGAAAAUCGCUCAUGAGCAGAAUGUUUUGGGAGAAUCGCAAUCACAAGGUCCAAUACCAUGGAACAAAUACUCAAAGCAUCGCUGGUGGCACAAGAUAGGACUACUAGGCCUUUUUACAGUCAUCACUGGUACCAUGGUCAUCCUGGCCUCAUGCGCCAUACUGGUGCUUCUUUGGAAAGGUGCGCAAACAGCCCGAGAUCGAGAAGAGCCACCCGAGUUUUGGAAUACCAUAGUCUUUCGCGACAUGGCUGCCAAGAUCAUUACCAUCUGCUCUGCCGCAAUACGUGUAUCGAUAGGCCUUCACAUUAGCCUUGUAGCCGCGGCUGUCGCUGCGCUUAUGCUCGAGACUACUGGCACCAGGUUUCGCGAUAUCGCGGCAGUUUCGAUCCAACGAGCAUCGGGUUCGAGUCCUUACACAAUCCUCCCUGCUUCAUUACGAGUUGCUGGACUCAGCGUAUUCGGUGUGCUGCACGCUUCGAUCAUUAUUCUAGGGACAAUUAUCCUAGUCGCUUCGACCUUUACAUCCACGAUACUGCUUACAGACUUGGAGAACGUCAAUAUCGCUGGACCUGUGAAGACAAAGCUUCUUCCAAUUGGGCUCGGACCGAAUACUACCUUGUCUGCGAAUGGUGUUCUCCACUACAGGUCCAGUCCCUCUGCAAACUGGCGAUUCGGCGAGAUGAAACCCGGCAAUGUUGCAGCGACUGCCGAGAUUGCCGAUACCGGGAAUACCUACCGUGCUCUUCUGCCCUACAUGAAGGAAGAGUCUAGAACAACUCUAGAGCACUACUCUGGGCCAGGGCUGGUGGGUAACUUCAGAACAGUCUGUUUCAGCCCUAACCUUGAAAGAAUUCGCUUCGGUCUUACUGCAAGCAGAUCGGGCCUUCAGGCAGAGCUCGAUAUCAGGUCGACGGAGAAUGGCCCGGGCUUUCUCAAGAAUUGGUCUGAUUCUAAAUUCACGUUUAACGCCCAGCUUCCAACAAAAUGGAACGAAAGCGAUAGAGCUAGCUUGCCACUCUCGCUCGCUAACAAUUACCAUGCUGGUCCCCGUGGAGAUCUGGGACUUAUUGAUCCCCUGUCGGGCCGGAACUUCACUUUCAUCCCCGUGUUGCUUCUCAAGUCCAGCCCAAUCCUGCUGCAUGGAUUUGGGCACCUGGACCUAGGUGGCGAGACUGAUGAGAGCGAAGCGAUAAAUAAGAUUGACCAACUGAAAAGAUUAAAGACAAACAUGGAAGGUCGUUGGACAACAGCUUCGCUGAAGAAUGGUACUGAAGUAUUCAGUGCAACGAUGUGUUUUGUCGCGGAAAACGCACCGGAGCUGUACGAAAUUACCAUGACUGGGAUGACAAUCCAAUCUGAGCCCACUGUCGAGUGGCAGAGGAAUGACAGUUCGAAGAGUAGUGAGCAAUUACAGAAACAGCUCGGCAUUGGAGUUUUCAAUAAAGACUACAAAGAUCGACAUGUUAUGCAGCUCAAAGUUGGAGUGCACAACUCGAAAUACUCAAAGUCAAUGACGGAGCCAAGAAACAUUGCUCUGAUACAAGCGCUGUUGGGCUACUCGCCCCAAGGAGGCUGGGCAAUGACUAACUACAAGGGUCUCUAUGAGGAGGAUUGGAUCGCUUGGUGGGCCGCACACGCUGUGCAUGUCUCUCUCAUCCAGGACAUCCUACGAGCGACGGGGGAUCCUGCAUUAGCAAUACAAGCUCUUGCCUUUAGGUUUCACUCCAUGAUCUUCUACGAUAGCAUGGCUGAGUUCGACCUGCGCAAGCAAGUCACCACCGUAAACUCAGUCGAGAUGCUCAUUCCAGUGCGAUGGACGGGGCUGGUGGUAGUUCUGAGCAUGGUCUUGGUUCACUUACUCCUACUUUGCAGUACGAUGGCCCUGUUUCAAUUCAAGACAAGGGCUUCUGAUCUAGGCAAUGCUUGGCAGGCUACCGCCCAGGUUGUGUCGGCUGAAACGCGUGCGGUCGUUGAGGAGGGGACUGCAGUGAGGGAUAAAGACGUUGAGGCUUGGGCUAGAGCGUCGGGUGUUUCUAGAAGGUCGUAUGCUGUAUCGAUGUCCGAUGUCGGGAGCAGAACGGAGAUUAUGGAUCAGAAGAUGUGA
Messenger RNA from Fusarium subglutinans, 2283 nucleotides. RefSeq lists its product as uncharacterized. The coding region runs from base 1 to 2283 and encodes 760 amino acids. NCBI's taxonomy places the organism in Eukaryota, Fungi, Ascomycota, Sordariomycetes, Hypocreales, Nectriaceae. The transcript has a single exon. The record is from RefSeq and is a predicted model, not a curated record.